Acromyrmex echinatior (Panamanian leafcutter ant) is the source of this 1092-nucleotide messenger RNA. It is a transcript of the gene Fib, whose product is annotated as rRNA 2'-O-methyltransferase fibrillarin. Lineage: Eukaryota; Metazoa; Arthropoda; Insecta; Hymenoptera; Formicidae. Gene Ontology annotation, cellular component: Cajal body; box C/D methylation guide snoRNP complex; small-subunit processome. The record is from RefSeq and is a predicted model, not a curated record. Gene Ontology annotation, molecular function: rRNA methyltransferase activity; RNA binding; histone H2AQ104 methyltransferase activity. Gene Ontology annotation, biological process: rRNA methylation; box C/D sno(s)RNA 3'-end processing.
UCGAUUUCUGUGCAUUUUCUUAAAUUUCUUGUUCAAUGUAGACGCACGUGUUUUCGGAUAACGUUGCAACUGUCGGAAGCAAUUUCGUGAAGAGGAGCAUCCGAACACUUGCAUAUAAUUCAUUAUGGGUAAACCAGCAUUUUCACCAGGUGGUAGAGGAGGCCGUGGAGGCGGUCGUGGUGGUGGUCGUGGAGGAGGUAGAUCAAGCUUUGGCGAAGGUCGUGGAGGUAGUAGAGGUGGAAGAGGUGGUGGUCCUCCACGUGGAGGACGAGGUGGCAGCCGAGGAGGAAGAGCAAGCACUGGUGGUGGUGGUUUUAAAGGAGGAAAGAAUGUGAUAAUAGAACCACAUCGCCAUGAGGGAGUGUUCAUAGCCCGAGGAAAGGAAGAUGCAUUAGUAACCUUGAGCUUGGUACCAGGGAUAGCAGUAUAUGGAGAAAAAAGAAUUAGUGUUGAGUCUGAUACACCUGGUGAAAAGAGUGAGAAGAUAGAAUAUAGAGUGUGGAAUCCAUUUCGAUCUAAAUUAUCUGCUGCUAUUCUCGGAGGCAUUGAUAAAAUUUAUAUGUCGCGAGGAAGCAAAGUAUUAUAUCUAGGUGCAGCAUCUGGUACCACUGUGUCCCAUGUCGCUGACAUAGUUGGUCCGGAAGGAACUGUGUUUGCUGUGGAAUUCUCCCAUCGAACAGGAAGAGAUUUAAUUGAUGUCGCUAAAAGAAGAAGCAACAUCAUACCUAUAGUCGAGGAUGCGAGACAUCCUCACAAGUAUAGAAUGCUUGUAGGGAUGGUAGAUACUAUAUUCUCGGAUGUCGCACAACCGGACCAAGCAAGAAUCGUUUCGCUAAAUGCACAGAAUUUCCUAAAGAACGGCGGACAUUUUGUCAUCUCUAUCAAAGCAAGUUGCAUAGACUCCCUCGCUCAACCUGAAACGGUAUUUGCGUCGGAAGUGAAAAAAUUAUCUGCCGACAAUUUGAAACCACAAGAACAAAUAACACUCGAACCAUAUGAAAGAGAUCACGCUGUUGUGGUCGGAGUUUAUAGACCGCCACCGAAGAAAGCCAUCUAAAAUUAUGUACAUAAAUAGUAAUUAUGUUUAUAAGA